GGCGACUAGGCUUGAAUGAGUCGGCAUAAUCUCUACAAUUCUUCACCGCCCAAAGAAUUUCUGAAGAUUUCCCCGGGGUAAAGAAAAGUGCAGAGAAUCAUCAGCAAAUUCAAUAUUCAAGCAAUUCAACCAUGUCGGGCGCAAACGACAAAGCAAGAUUCUAUCUUGAACAAGGUGUUCCUCAAUUGCAAGAAUUGGAGCAAAAGAAAAUAUUUACAAAGGAUGAAAUCAAAACAUUAGUCAAAAAGCGGUCCGAUUUCGAACAUAGAGUGUUGGUGAGAGGUUCGAAAGCCGUUGAUUUUGCUCGAUAUGCCGCAUGGGAAAUGAGUCUCGAGGAACUUCGCCAAAAAAGAUGUAAACGAAUGCGCAUAAAAGGAAGCUCAUCGCAUGCCGGUCAAGCACGCGUAUUCGGCAUAUUUGAUAGAGGUGUAAAGAAACAUGCUGGGGAUGUCGCAUUAUGGAUGUCAUAUUUGGAAUAUGCAAGGAAAGCCAAAGCGACGAAAAAGUUCAAGACGGUUUUGACAGCGGCAAUUCGAUUACAUCCUACCAAACCGGAAUUGUGGCUAUAUGCGGCCAAGUGGGCGUUGGAAUUGGAUGCGGAUAUGAAUGAGGCAAGAAGUUAUAUGCAGCGGGGAACUCGAUUCUGUACUAGGAGUAAGGACUUGUGGAUCGAAUAUGCGAAAUUAGAGAUGAUCUAUCUAGCAAAGAUUGCUAUACGGAGGAGGAUUCUUGGUUUGGACAUUGAUAGGACUAUCGAAGCUCCAAAGGAAAUCGAAGAGACACCCGAAGAGUCUGGAUUCACAACCUCACAGGAUAUGAUCGCAAUUCCAGAUUUCAAGGAUAACACAAUGCAGCCAAGCAUGAUGGCAAGAGUAGGAGUAGAUUCCGAAGCCGCAAAAGACCCAAUGACUACACCAGCUCUCAACGGUGCAAUUCCACUUGCUAUCUUUGAUGUCGCUAAAAAGCAAGCAUUCUACUCAUCAGCCGCAGCAGAGGGAUUCUUCGACAUGUUUGCAGCAUUUACCCAAGUAAAAUCUCUUCCUAAAAUCCUCCAACAUGUUUUGGACAGUAUGUUGGAAUCAUAUCCUAAGGAUCCCGCAACAUGCAAUUGUUAUAUUCGUCAACCAUUAAUUGGCAUCGAUCACACCUCUCCCGAGUUUGCAGUCGCCAUUGGAUCUGCACUAAAUCGUCUCAAGGAAUCAAUGGAGAAUACUAAUGAUAAAACUCAAUUGUCACUGAAGACAAGAGCAUGGAUUGAGGCAAUCGUAGCAUUACCAGAAUUAGAUUCAGGCAUUCAAACGGUCUUGCAACAUACACUCCGAAAGCUGGAAUAAGUGCAGCAUGAUUUCAGAGGUCAGAGGAUUUGGAUGCAGUACGUCCACAUCCAAGCGAAUUUGGAGAUGCAGACGUGGGAAAUGUCUGGAUUCUCGUUCAUUGAUGAAAGUGAGGAAAUCACUGGUGGCAGUAGAUAAACCUCUACAAUUUUGACCCCCCCGUCCAUAGGAUAAGGAAGGUUAGAGGUACAACAAAAGCAUAAUCUUGAACUUGUGCAUAAUGUGAAGAGGAAAAGUUUCAAAUGGCGUUGGGCUUGGGCAGGAGUAUAGGAGGCAGGGCUCUUUUAUGAGAUACUCAAUAUCGAGAAGAAAAAGUACUACUCGAUACCAAGAAUCUAUCAAUUACUUUAAUUCUUUCUUCGAACCUGGAUCAAUGUGAAUAUUUAAACCUGGGAUUAUCUACUUGUUCUAACGUAUUUCAUCUCUUGGUUCAAUAAACUGGACGUGGACUCA
Molecule: messenger RNA, 1787 nt
Organism: Botrytis cinerea B05.10
Lineage: Eukaryota; Fungi; Ascomycota; Leotiomycetes; Helotiales; Sclerotiniaceae
Gene: Bcutp6
Product: Bcutp6
Exons: 2
Coding region: 132-1334 (400 amino acids)
Biological process (GO): maturation of SSU-rRNA from tricistronic rRNA transcript (SSU-rRNA, 5.8S rRNA, LSU-rRNA)
Cellular component (GO): Pwp2p-containing subcomplex of 90S preribosome; small-subunit processome
Molecular function (GO): protein binding; snoRNA binding
Source: RefSeq, a predicted model, not a curated record